Messenger RNA from Penaeus chinensis, 1410 nucleotides. Its product is annotated as lachesin-like. The record is from RefSeq and is a predicted model, not a curated record. The transcript has 10 exons. The coding region runs from base 1 to 1410 and encodes 469 amino acids. NCBI's taxonomy places the organism in Eukaryota, Metazoa, Arthropoda, Malacostraca, Decapoda, Penaeidae. Gene Ontology annotation, cellular component: neuron projection.
AUGGUUCCUGGGCUCGCCUGGAUUCAGCGUGACCGCUCGGCCAUCCUGACGGUGGGCAACCACGUGAUCACACGCAACAACCGCAUCGGCGUGUCGCACGACGGCCACCGCACGUGGUACCUCACCAUCAAGGACGUGCGGCAGGGCGACGCCGGGACCUACAUGUGCCAGAUCAACACCGAGAUCGCCGUCAGCCAGGUCGGCCACGUCAGCGUUGUGGUGCCGCCGUACAUCAAGGACGACAUGAGCAGCCGCGACGUGAGGCUGCAGGAGGGCGCAAGCGUGAUCCUGGCGUGCAGCGCGAGAGGGUCGCCCGUACCCACCAUCAAGUGGCGGCGGGAAGACGGCAGCGAAAUCCAGGUCAACGGCACCACGGCCAUGCUGGAGGUGCCCGGGCCGCUCCUGCAACUGGCGCAGGUCAGCCGCACCGACAUGGACGCCUAUCUCUGCAUCGCCACCAACGGCAUCCCGCCCUCCGUCAGCAAGCGCAUCCAGGUCGAGGUCAAGUUUCUGCCAACGGUGAACGUGCCCCACCAGCUGGUAGGCGUCCCGCUCAACCAGGAAGUAACCAUCGAGUGCUACAUCGAGGCCUGGCCGCCCGGUCUCAACUACUGGAAGAGGCCCAAUGGAAUCGAAGUGCUUCACUCGGACAACAAAUACGAAGUCAAGGAGAUCCCGGGCUCCCAGAAGUACAAGACGCACAUGCUGCUCACCAUCAAGUCGGUGACGAAGGCGGACAUCGGCGAGUACAACUGCAUCGCCAACAACAGCCAGGGCGGCGGCGAGCAGGUGGUGCGGGUGGCCGCCUCCGACCCCAUGCCGCCCAACAACCGCAACGCCCUAGAGAAAGGUUACGAAACGAAAGACGGCGCGUACGGGAAGCCCUCGCUGUCGGCUGUCAACUGGAGCAAAGACGCCGGUGAGUCGCUCGGCCGGACGAAGUCCUUCGGCGUUCGUGUGACGGGAUCGGAUGUUUCCGCUCUCAACUCCUCGACGUCGACCAAAGACGACUACGACGACCUGCUCACGUCGUCCCAGAGGACCUUCAAGAACAAGCAGCGCCAGGCCAAAAAGAGACUGCAGCACGCCGACCUAGAACACGACCAUGCCUCUCUGAGCUGGUGGUCUCCCGUGGUGGUGUCGCUCCUGCUGGGCAACCUGCUGUGGAGCGCCCUGCUGGCUCAGGGCCGGGAGAAGGGUCGACGGGCUCUUCUGUCGGGCCCGCGCUGCUCGCCCGCCGGCGGGUCCUCGCCGCAGGCGGGAGCGGAAGCAGAGGCGACCGGAGGAGAAAGAGGAGGCGACAUGGUGUCGGAGAACCACGCUGAGGAGGAGCACGAGACGCAGGAAGGGAAAGCUUUUAGGAAUCUCAUCGUCACCGAUUUUCACUCGGAUUCUCUCGCCCUCUUUUAA